Molecule: messenger RNA, 1564 nt
Organism: Eupeodes corollae
Lineage: Eukaryota; Metazoa; Arthropoda; Insecta; Diptera; Syrphidae
Product: carboxypeptidase Q-like
Exons: 8
Coding region: 33-1496 (487 amino acids)
Biological process (GO): peptide catabolic process; proteolysis
Molecular function (GO): metallodipeptidase activity
Source: RefSeq, a predicted model, not a curated record
CGAUUUAGUCAACUCAGUUCAGAAACUUCAUCAUGCAUGGAAACAUGCUCCGUUUGGUGCUUAUAAUCUCGGCAAUAGUGCUCCAGUUUUCGACUUGUAGUGUUUUAAUUGAAAAAAUCGACGAGGAAAGAGUUGAAAAUCAAUGUAAUUUAUCAGAAGAUUUAGUAAACGAAAUACGUGGAUAUAAAAAUGUAGUUUCGAAAAUAACCGAUCAUAUUUUAAAUGGCAAAUUUAAAGGAGAAGUGCAUAAGAGUCUGCAAAUAUUUACGGACAAAUUUGGAUCAAGAAUGGCAGGCUCAGAUGCUUUGGAAAAAGCAAUAGAUUAUAUGGAAGAUCUUCUUAAGAAUGAGGGACUGGAAAAUGUCCACACUGAAUCAGCAAAGGUUCCUCAUUGGAUUAGGGGUUACGAAAGUGCUACUCUAGUUCAACCAAGGAAGGCGAAAAUUGAACUAUUAGGUCUCGGUACAACUGUUGGAACACCCAGAGGUGGAAUUAUCGGAGAAGUUGUAGCUGUACGAACAUUUGACGAGUUACAAAAGUUACCCGACUCAGAGGUUAAAGGAAAAAUAGUUGUGUUUGCACCAACCUGGCAAGGAUAUGGAGCAACAGUUCGCUACAGAAGUUCCGGUGCUAGUGAAGCCUCGAAAAAAGGUGCUAUUGCUGCUCUUAUACGUUCAGCGACACCAUUCUCAAUUGCAUCGCCGCACACUGGAUCACAAAAUUACGCUCAAGGAGUUAAGAAAAUACCUACAGCAUGUAUAACGGUUGAAGAUGCUGAAAUGAUUUGGCGGUUGUAUAAUGAAGGAGAAAAUGUUCAAAUUCGUCUAGAAAUGGAGGACUAUAACUUAGAACCUGUCAUCUCACGAAAUACCGUAUCUGAAUUACAAGGAACAACUUCCCCCAAUAAAUCUGUUGUUAUUCUAUCUGGUCACUUAGACAGUUGGGAUGUUGGUGUAGGAGCUAUGGAUGAUGGAGGCGGAGCUUUCAUUUCAUGGAAAGCAGUGAAAUUCCUAAAAGAUAUGGGCUUAAGACCAAAACGUACUAUUCGAUCUGUAUUGUGGACAGCUGAAGAAUAUGGUUAUUAUGGAGCUAAGGAAUAUGCUAAACAACACAAGGAAAACGAACUUGAGGAAUUUAAUUUCUUUAUUGAAUCAGAUACCGGGACAUUUGAUCCGGUUGGAUUGGACUUCACAGGAAAUAAGGAUGCCGAAUGUAUUUUCAAAGAAGUAUUAAGCUUGAUGGCUCCUCUUAAUGCAACCCAAUUUGCAACCCCAGCAGAUGGAGGACCUGAUAUUUCAGUAUGGCUUGAUCGUGGAUUUCCAGGAGCAUCAUUGUUGAACAAAAAUGAGCGUUAUUUUUGGUUCCAUCACACAGAUGGCGAUACGAUGUUGGUUGAGGAUCCUGAUAGUUUGGACCGUUGUGUUGCUUUGUUUGCUUCGACGGCAUAUAUCAUUGCUGAUUUGAGUGUUGACAUUCCUAAAGAUGUUAAAAAUUGAGUUGAAUAAAUAUACAAAUAUUUUACUUACAUACUUACCUAUACCUACAUUAAAUCCAUUCAAGUAUA